AUGACAUCAAAUAUUGCAGAGUCCUUGAAUGCGGUAACCAAAGAUGCGAGAGAGCUUCCCUUAGUUCAACUAUUAGAGUACAUGAGGACUCUUCUUGAACGUUGGACUAAUAAAAAGUUAUUGAAUGCAAAUGGUACGUUCACAUACCUUGGAAAAAAAUACAACAAAGAGUUGGAGGACAACAGGACAUUAUCGCAGAAGAUGAGAGUGAGGGGUUCAACAGAUUACAUCCAUACUGUGAUAGAUGGUGUGAAGCUCUUCAUUGUUUGCCUUCAAAAUAAGAGAUAUAGUUUUGUACAAUUCCAGCUUGAUGAACUUCCUUAUCCACAUGUUUUGGCGGCUUUGAGGCACAGGAACGAGUCUUAUGAAAACCAUUGUCCUUCUUAUUACACGAUGGAGAUCCUUCUGUAUACUUAUGAAACACCAUUAGACCCUCUACCUGAUGAAAGCAAAUGGGAUAUGCCACAAUAUAUAGCAUAA
Messenger RNA from Nicotiana tabacum (common tobacco), 480 nucleotides. RefSeq lists its product as uncharacterized. The record is from RefSeq and is a predicted model, not a curated record. NCBI's taxonomy places the organism in Eukaryota, Viridiplantae, Streptophyta, Magnoliopsida, Solanales, Solanaceae.